AUGAGCGAAGUUACAUUAAAGGAUCUAGUUGUUAUUAUCACCGGGGCCGGCGGAGGUCUCGGUAAGCAGUAUGCGCUGAGUUUUGGAGCGCGUGGAGCCAAAGUGGUGGUUAACGAUUUGGGGGGCACGCUUGGUGGCUCCGGAACGUCCACCAAGGCUGCCGAUUUGGUGGUGGAGGAGAUUGUGAAAAAUGGCGGUCAGGCUGUGGCCAAUUACGAUAACGUGGUCACCAACCCGGAAGGAAUUGUGAAGACGGCUGUGGACACGUUUGGAAGCGUGCAUGUGUUGAUCAACAAUGCUGGAAUCUUGAAAGACUCGUCGUUCAAGAACAUGUCAGAGAAGGAUUUCCAAGCGGUUUUAGACGUGCAUCUCAACGGAGCGUUUAGGCUGACAAAGCUGUGUUGGCCGAUCUUUAGAGACCAGAGGUUUGGCCGGGUUAUUAUGACCACUUCUCCAGCCGGACUUUAUGGCAACUUUGGCCAAACCAACUACUCGGCAGCCAAGCUGGGUUUGGUUGGUCUUGCUGAGACACUUGCCAGAGAAGGCGCAAAGUACAACAUCAAGGUGAACGCGAUUGCUCCGCUUGCCAAGUCGAGAAUGACAGAAACGGUGAUGCCUCCUGACGUGUUGCAAAGACUGCUACCGGAAAAAGUUGCGCCGCUAGUUUUGUAUCUGAGUUCUGUGGACUGCGACUGCUCGGGCUCGAUCUUCGAGGUUGCGGCUGGCCUGUUUGCGCAGAUCCGCUGGGAACGGAGCGAAGGUGCUCUGUUCAAGCCAGACGAGUCUUUCACUCCAGAAGCAAUAUUGAACAGGUACCCAGAGAUCACUGACUUUGAAAACCCGCAGCACCCAACACAGUUGAACGAUUACAAUCGCAUCAUUGAGCAAUCGUCCAAGCUGCCGGCCAACGACCAAGGUAGCACCAAGAUCACGUCGCUUAAAGACAAGGUGGUCAUAGUGACGGGAGCUGGUGCCGGACUGGGACGCAGCCACGCUUUGUUCUUUGCCAAGUACGGAGCAAAAGUGGUGGUGAACGAUUUCAAAGACCCGUCUCAGGUGGUGCAAGAGAUAGAAAAGGCCGGAGGUACGGCUGUCGGGUCUCGCCACGACGUGUUCGUCGAACCGGACAAGAUUGUGAAGACGGCUAUCGACUCUUUUGGAACCGUGGACAUCCUCGUCAAUAACGCAGGUAUUCUCAGAGACCGCUCGUUUGCCAAGAUGUCGCAGCAGGAGUGGGAUCACGUGAUCAACAUCCAUCUGGUUGCCACGUUCAAGCUGUGCAAGCUUGUGUGGCCGAUUUUCCAGGAAAAGAAGUCGGGCAAGAUCAUCAACUUCACCUCGACCUCGGGCAUCUACGGGAACUUUGGCCAGGCAAACUAUUCUGCUGCCAAGGCCGCGGUGUUGUCGUUUACACGGAGUCUGGCUAGAGAGGGAGCCAAAGCCAAUAUCAGCUGUAACGCGGUGGCUCCGCAUGCAGAGACGUCGAUGACACGCACAAUUUUCCAGAAGAACGAGCUGAACAAGUUUGGUGUUGAACAGGUGUCUCCGUUUGUGGUGCUGUUGGGCAGCGACGAGCUAAAGGUGACGGGCGAGCUAUUUGAGGUUGGUGCCGGAUGGGUUGGAAACACGCGGUGGCAGCGAGCUUCAGGGGCCGUUUCUCAUGACGAGAAUAUAACUCCCGAGUUUGUCAAGAGUCAUUGGAAGGAGAUCACUGAUUUUAGCAACGGCACGCAUCCUGCUUCUCCAUCAGAGUCUGCUAUGGCUAUCCUGGAUAGUGUUGGUGGCGGCGAUGAAGAUGAGGACGAAGACGAGGACGAAGACGAGGAGGAAAGCAAUGACGACAAACCAAAGGAUGAUGGCUACACUUAUGACCACCGCGACGUGAUCUUGUACAAUUUGUCUGUUGGAAGCCACGCGAACGAGCUGAAAUACGUGUACGAGAACGACGAUGACUUCCAGGCCAUUCCGACGUUUGGAGUUGUUCCUGUGCUGAACAACGGCGAGGACUCGUUCGAUUUCAGCGACCUGGUCAAGAACUUUGAUAUAACAAAGCUUCUCCAUGGAGAGCACUAUUUAAAGAUCGCCAAGCCGAUUCCAACGUCUGGACGACUCGAGACCAAGUCAACGCCCGUUGCAGUAUUCAACAAGCACAAGAAUGGCAAGAAGAACAGUCUCGUGAUCCAGAGCUAUGAGACGUACGACAAGAACAACGAGUUGGUGAUUUACAACCAAGGAUCUUACUUUAUCAGAAACGGGGAGUCUAGCACGGGCAAGGACCAGCUGUUGAAUAAGCGAAACAUUCCUUUCUUGAAGAACAGCUUCCAAAGCUCAGGAAAGCCUGAUUUUGAAGGGUUCUAUCAAACGUUCACAGACCAGGCUGCUCUAUACCGUCUAAAUGGAGACUUCAAUCCGUUGCACAUUGACCCAGUGUUUGCCAAAGGCGGAAACUUCCCACGUCCUAUUCUCCACGGGCUGGGAACUAUGGGAAUCAGUGCUAAGGUGUUGCAGGACCAUUACGGGCCGUUCGACGAGAUCAAGGUGCGGUUCACCAACGUUGUGUAUCCCGGAGAAAAGCUCAAGAUCCUGGGCUGGAAGACGGGCCAAAACGUGGUCUUUCAAACGUGGAGCGUCGACAGAAACUCGCUGGUGAUCGACCAGGCCGGAAUCAGGCUCCGUGAAACCAAAUCUAAAUUAUAA
Molecule: messenger RNA, 2697 nt
Organism: Ogataea philodendri
Lineage: Eukaryota; Fungi; Ascomycota; Pichiomycetes; Pichiales; Pichiaceae
Exons: 1
Coding region: 1-2697 (898 amino acids)
Molecular function (GO): oxidoreductase activity
Source: RefSeq, a predicted model, not a curated record